UCAAACUCUCAUUAAUUAACAUCAAAAGUCACCUGCCUCAGCUCCAUCCCUCUCAUGGCUUCUCUCUCGAACGGCCACGACCCAAACCCAGAUCCUGCGUCCAUCAAGAUCAAGUUCACGCAGCUCUUCAUCAACGGGCAAUUUGUUGAGUCUGUUUCAGGGAAGACGUUCGAGACGAUUGAUCCGAGAACGGGGGAUGUGAUUGCAAGGAUCGCCCAGGGCAACAACGAUGAUGUUGAUGUCGCCGUUCAAGCUGCCCGUCACGCCUUUGACUCUGGUCCCUGGCCUCGCAUGUCCGGCUCUGAGAGAGGAAGAAUAUUGAUGAAAUGGGCAGAUUUGAUAGAACAACAUGUUGAAGAACUGGCAGCAAUAGAUGCCAUGGACGCGGGAAAGCUGUACCAGUGGUGUAAGAUGGAGAUCCCUUCAGUGGUGAAUAUACUGCGUUACUAUGCUGGUGCUGCUGAUAAAAUCCAUGGAGAGGUUUUGAAGAUGUCAGGCAAUUUCCAGGCUUACACUCUGCUCGAACCCAUUGGUGUGGUGGGCCACAUCAUUCCCUGGAACUUCCCCAGUACCAUGUUCUUCAUCAAGGUUAGCCCUUCUUUGGCCGCCGGCUGCACCAUGGUCGUCAAACCCGCCGAGCAAACUCCUCUCUCUGCUCUCUUCUACGCUCAUCUUGCUAAGCUGGCUGGAAUACCGGAUGGUGUGCUUAAUGUAGUACCUGGCUUUGGGCCCGUUGCUGGUGCUGCUAUAAGCUCUCACAUGGACAUUGAUAAGGUUAGCUUUACUGGUUCCACACAAACAGGACGGGUAGUGAUGCAGGCCGCCGCUAAGAGUAAUUUGAAACAAGUUUCGCUUGAACUAGGAGGCAAAUCGCCCCUCAUUAUAUUUGAUGAUGCCGAUGUGGACAAAGCUGCAGAGCUUGCACUCAUAGGAAUCCUUUUUAACAAGGGAGAAGUCUGCGCUGCAGGCUCUCGUGUGUUUGUACAAGAGGGGAUAUAUGAGGAAUUCGAGAAGAAGUUGGUGGAGAAGGCAAAAGCUUGGGUGGUUGGAGACCCUUUUGAUCCUCAAGCUCAGCAGGGUCCUCAGGUUGACAAGAGGCAAUUUGAGAAGAUUUUAUCAUACAUAGAGCAAGGAAAGAGAGAAGGAGCCACCCUAUUGACUGGGGGUAAAGUGGCGGGCAACAAGGGAUACUACAUUGAACCUACGGUGUUCACUAAUGUUAAGGAGGACAUGGUUAUAGCACAGGAUGAAAUAUUUGGACCUGUGAUGGCACUUAUGAAGUUCAAAACGAUAGAGGAAGCCAUCAAGAGUGCGAACAAUACAAAAUAUGGGCUGGCAGCAGGCAUAGUGACGAAGAACAUAGAUAUAGCAAAUACAGUGUCAAGAACCAUCAGGGCAGGAAUCAUAUGGAUCAACUGCUACUUUGCGUUUGAGAAUGAUGUUCCUUUUGGAGGGUACAAGAUGAGCGGAUUUGGGAAGGAUUUUGGGUUGGAAGCACUUCACAAGUACCUGCAAGUUAAAUCAGUGAUCACUCCUAUUUACAACUCUCCAUGGCUCUAAGUGCCAGUAUGUAUCUUAUAGGCUAGUACCCUGUAAUGUGCCCUUCUCUAAUGUUCCUUGUAAUGUCUCAACGUCUCAAUUUCGUUUUUUAUUUAUAUUUAAAUCAUUAACUUUUACAUAAAAUAAGAGACAUUUGGAUAUCUUAAUAUCCCAAAAUGGUAAAGAUUUGUAUUUUCUAUGAUUUUUUAAAAAUAAAAGGUUAUAUUUGUGAUAUUUUUCUUUAAAAAUCAUAAAAAAUAUAAAUCUUCACCAUUUUGAGACAUCAAGAUAUCCAAAUGUCUCUUAUUUUAUGUAAAAGCCAAUGAUUAGAAAAAAUGAAAAACAAAAUUGAAACAUUAGGACAUUACAAGGGACAUUAAAAAAGGGUACAUUAAAGACCUUUAGCCCAUAUCUUAUGGGGCUUUUCAUUUACGAGGGUUCAUAGAGUUUCAUGAAUAACUCAGCAUCCUGUUGCGCCUUGUAAAUGAAAAUUUCUAUGUGCGUCUUUGUGUUCCUAAUAAGAAAGCCAUGAUGAUUAUAUCA
Messenger RNA from Prosopis cineraria, 2082 nucleotides. Its product is annotated as aldehyde dehydrogenase family 2 member C4-like. Bases 55 to 1560 code for a protein of 501 amino acids. NCBI's taxonomy places the organism in Eukaryota, Viridiplantae, Streptophyta, Magnoliopsida, Fabales, Fabaceae. The transcript has 9 exons. The record is from RefSeq and is a predicted model, not a curated record. Gene Ontology annotation, molecular function: aldehyde dehydrogenase (NAD+) activity.